This is a messenger RNA of Cornus florida, 1466 nucleotides long. Its product is annotated as E3 ubiquitin-protein ligase RHA2A-like. Lineage: Eukaryota; Viridiplantae; Streptophyta; Magnoliopsida; Cornales; Cornaceae. The transcript has a single exon. Gene Ontology annotation, biological process: protein ubiquitination. The record is from RefSeq and is a predicted model, not a curated record. Gene Ontology annotation, molecular function: zinc ion binding; ubiquitin protein ligase activity. The coding region runs from base 346 to 855 and encodes 169 amino acids.
UUUUUUGUUUUAAAAAAAUUAAAAACAAAACAUGUUUGACAGAGUCUGACUGUUUCCAAAAUUAUUAAAAGUGUAUUUUUGAUUAAUAAAUAAAAGCAUUCUAUUUUGAAACGAAAUGAGAUAAUAUUUAUAUCAAAUGAUUAUCACAAUUAAAAAAAAAAAAAAAAAAAAAAUGAUCCAAACUCCUACUGAUUUAUAUUUAUUAAUGUCAAGGUCAAACCCUUUUCAAAGACGCGUGUGGGGAUCAUCCUCUACUCUCCCAUCAUUAUUGGCCUUCCGUGUUCUAUAUACACACCCUGCGCGCCUUCACAGCUUCACUGCUAGCCUCGCAAGAAUUCAGCCAACAUGAGCAUUUUGGCAACUUUUUUUACCAUCAUUCCAAUCCUCUUUCUCAUAUCCUAUAUCAAAUCCCGCCAUAAUCUACUAAUUCCCAAGUUCAAUCUCCAUUCAGUCGUGAUGAAUUAUGUAAUUCUGCCUCUUACCCAUUUCAAUUCAGGUUGGAAUUUCUUGUUUCAACACUCCAACUUCUGGCAUACAGAAUGUGAUCGCGUGCCGAAGAACGGUGAAGAUCUCGGCGUUAAGCUUUACGAAGGCAGAGGGUCUGGGGGAGCUGUGGAAUGCGCUGUGUGUCUGUGUGAGAUUGAAGAAGGUGACGAGAUUCGUGAGCUCAAAUGUGCUCACCUCUUUCACCGAGUCUGCUUAGACAGAUGGGUUGAGUACCGGCACAUAACUUGUCCACUGUGUCGUGAUUCUCUACGUUCGCGAAGAUGUGUGGAUGAGGUCGGAGAGGAGGUUCUGUUGUUCAAGUUCUGUUCUUUCCGGUCAAGUGACCGGAAUUUAUGGUGGUUACGGUGAAUCAUAGGUGCACCUAGUCAUAAUUCCGUUCUCAUAUGAGUUCAUUGUAAUGCCUCUCGACCUCAAAAAGAUUUCUCUCGAUUUCUACAUUUUGUCAAUGGUUGUAGAGUAGUAGCGUAUCCUUUACCUGCCGGGGUGAAAUGAGAGCUUGAAAUCGGUCGUAUAGAGACAAAUGAAUAUAUGAGUUUCUUCUCAAUCAAAGAAAAUAAACGAAAAAAUAAAUAAAAAGUCAUGUUGGCUGUUGCGGACCUAUGUGCUCUAACUUCAUAAAUAAAUUUCGAUUGCCAUUUAAAAACUGGUAUCACUCUGUUAUGUUUGGGUGGAGCGAACAGGCGACUUUGAUUUAGAAUUGAAGGAAAUUUAAGACAAAUUUUGUAGUAAAUUUCCUCCAUUGUCAAAUUCAAAGCCUCCAUGUGGUGCUUCCGAAAGUAACAUACAUAGCAUUGUCUCCAGGUUUAAUUAUUGUGACCAGUAUUCUUUAAACCUACCCUGUAAUUGCAGCUCAAUUAUUGAAGUAUGCUUACUCUGUUCUUGCAGAUCAAUUAUUUACGUAUGCCUACCCUGUUCCUGCAGCUCAAUUAUUUUUAACAUUUUAUCAAUCAUAGAAUACA